This is a messenger RNA of Rhizoctonia solani, 1230 nucleotides long. Its product is annotated as Transmembrane alpha-helix domain. Lineage: Eukaryota; Fungi; Basidiomycota; Agaricomycetes; Cantharellales; Ceratobasidiaceae. The record is from RefSeq and is a predicted model, not a curated record. Bases 1 to 1230 code for a protein of 409 amino acids. The transcript has 9 exons.
AUGUCCACUGGUAACCUACCUCCAUGGGAUCCGUCCAACUUCUACUUUGAUCUGCCGGGAAGCAUUCCGCGAUGCUCUAAUGCUACCUGGGACUAUGAGAGUAUUGAAUCCUCUAAUCCCCAGCCCAAAGCACCCUAUCAUGCCGUAUUCUACGCAGGAGGAUACGAGCCGUACCGUAUUCAAUUCAAUAAUACGAAUUUGACCGGGAAAUUGGGCUGGAUUGCCAAUCUCCCUGUGGAUAUUGCGUUUGGGGUUUCCAUGUUUGACGUGGAGAACUAUACUAGUGGGAUGCUGGAAAGAACUGUAUCAAUGACGCCUCGAGCGGGUUGUAAUCUUGCGAACCCACUGAAGCCUUCGACAUUAGAUGUCGAAGUAACAGGAGAAAGUGGACAAUGUCAGAUGUCCUGGGUCAAUAUCAAGAACGGAACUCCACCUUACCAGCUAGAAAUUGCGCCCAUUGGCCGACAUCAAAAGACAAUACACUUUAUGACAAGCCCUUUAGGGUUUGUUUUGGAUAUGAGUACGGGUCUCGAUUAUUGGUUGGCAGUUUAUGAUUCUGCAGGACAUUCGGCUGUUAUGGGGUCAUACAAGGUUUCUGUGACAUCUGAGACUGCCUGUUUGGAGGCAGCAUCAACUGUGACUGCCGGAAGAUUCUCAACGAUGUACCCCGGAGGAACGACUACAUUUGCCACGAGCACAGCUGCGACAGCUACAUCCACCUCCUCACUGUCGAAUACUGGUCAGUUAAAAAGGCCUGCAAUAAUUGCUAUAGCCGUUGCUGUUCCAGUAGCCGUCAUAUUUGUGGUAGCGCUUCUCAUAUGGUUCUGCUAUGAACGACACCGUCGAAGGAACGAUUCCGAAGAAAAGGCCGAAAUCGAACCCUCAUACGCCUACCCUGAUGCCCAAUAUGCUAACAGAGCGGGAACCCCCGUGACCGGGUCCCUUCGCGAUGCGAGCAGCGGAUACUAUAGUCCUCCGCUUGCAACCCCGUAUUCACCUCCACCUACGUCAACAGGGAACAGGAGUACUAUCUAUACCACCGGAGAUGCACCCACAGCCGAGCGUUCAAGCAUGAUUCUCUCAGAGAAACGUCGACACCUUAUCAAUCCGGAUGCACACAGUUCCGGCCCAAUAAAUGCUGAGCCAUUUGAUCCUGAAUUACUUUCUGGACCGUCAAAGACACAGUCAGAACCCGCACCAUCACCUCCUGCCUAUUCAGCGUCCUCUUGA